This is a messenger RNA of Symbiodinium sp. CCMP2592, 1080 nucleotides long. NCBI's taxonomy places the organism in Eukaryota, Dinophyceae, Suessiales, Symbiodiniaceae. The record is from the annotation of a GenBank genome assembly.
AUGAAGAGAAAGCGCCUAAUUGGCAAGCAAUCUGUCGGGGCUUCUUGCCCAAGUGCAGGUGACGUGCUGCCUGAGGCGCUACAGAAGACGCGGCCCGAAGUUCUAGGUUUCUUAGACUUCCGUGCUUGCUGUCGGCUUCAGGCUGCCGCUUGUUUCUGGCGUGGUUCUACAUGGAACAGGCCUUCGCAGCACCUUGAGAGUCUUUGGCGCCGCGUGUCCCACAUCAUGCGGCCCUUCCUUGAGGACCAAGACUGGUGCCGCUUAGAAGCUGCAUCGCCGUACUGGCUACAGAACGCUGCUGGCGAGGCAUCGUGGCAAGCUCUCUUGGUAGAGCGCUUCGGCGCGAUUCCUGCCGUUCCUGGUGUGGAAGUGUUAGCAAGACUGCGCACACGGCGCACGGAACGCAAGUUUCUCUACUUUCUGCAUGUCUCCUGGCGCAUAGUACCUGGAGAACGUGCUGCAGGCAUCCGCAUCGGACUGCAGAAGAGCAAGCUUCUCACGAAGCCUUGUCACACAAUUGUGCCUCGCUACUAUAUACCGGAGUACCUCAGCCCAGGGAAAGGUUACUUCUUCUUGGACUUCAAGCCUAUCGGAGGCCCCGUUGAGUGGUGGGAGAGGUUGGCGGACGAGAGGGCGCACAAAUCGUUCGACCUGCCCAUUGCACAUGAGGAAGUGACUCCCCCAUUAGGUGUUUACGAUGGCUACAACACCGACUUCACGGGACAAUGCCUCACGAUCUGGACGGACGGGGCUGUUGUCAGGGCCGUUGGUUGUCACAAAACUUCGCCGAAGUUUCGUUUCCUGGAGGUUCCAGGACGCCCGACGCUCAAGGGAAUCUCCAUCGGAAUCAAGUGCCAGCAGCUCCUGGACAAGCUUGGCGCUGUCAUCGAUGACAUCAUCUUCGGUGACAGCAACCCUGGUGGUCCAACCAUCUUCUUCGAGCAGUUGCCACGGGUGAGCUUCGAAGUAGAUGCAGAAAAUGGCGGUUUGGCAGAGGUAGACGACUUCACGUCGUAUCAGGAUAUCGACUGGCUGCGGCCGCGCCUCCACUUCCCUAUCAGCGCGAUCUUUGUCUGGUGA